Messenger RNA from Candidula unifasciata, 230 nucleotides. The record is from the annotation of a GenBank genome assembly. Lineage: Eukaryota; Metazoa; Mollusca; Gastropoda; Stylommatophora; Geomitridae.
AUGAUUCGUUUACAAUUGUCUGGGAUGUUUGCAACAGUUAGAACAAGAAAGUACAAAAGCAACAGGUUGCUUAGCAGAAGGCAGAUGGUGGUUGAUGUACUUCACCCUGGCAGGGCUACUCUUCCUAAGACUAAAAUCAGGGAAAAACUCGCCGUUGUACAGACACAUUUUAGAGGCGGUAAAACUACUGGAUUCGCUUUAAUUUAUGACAGCUUGGACAAGGCUAAAGC